Schistocerca cancellata (South American locust) is the source of this 12400-nucleotide messenger RNA. RefSeq lists its product as uncharacterized. The transcript has 7 exons. Lineage: Eukaryota; Metazoa; Arthropoda; Insecta; Orthoptera; Acrididae. Gene Ontology annotation, cellular component: nucleus. Gene Ontology annotation, biological process: regulation of transcription by RNA polymerase II. The coding region runs from base 664 to 11673 and encodes 3669 amino acids. The record is from RefSeq and is a predicted model, not a curated record. Gene Ontology annotation, molecular function: RNA polymerase II cis-regulatory region sequence-specific DNA binding; DNA-binding transcription factor activity, RNA polymerase II-specific.
UGUUUGCAAACACCUCUCUCCUCUCGGUUUUCCUGCUAGUAAGCGAUGUUUGGUCUGGAUAAAAGAUGCCACCACCAUCGGUCGGAGAUGUGUUGUUGCUGUUUGUGACGCCAUUUUACUAACCUUUUAGGCGGGGAAGUGUUUUAGAAAAUAGGAUUAUAACAAUAUGCUGCCGAAUAUUGCGGUGUAAAUGCAGUAAACGUAAUCUGCAGAUCAUAAUUGAUGAUGAGUGGCGAGUAAAUUUUCUCUGAGAACUGAAAGAGUGCGUGUGUUUGUAACGAAAUACUGAACGUAAUGUGCCAGUGAAGUAAGAAGGGAACCGUGGAAAGCGUGUUUAAAAUUGGUUCUUCCCGUUGUUGACUCUCGCAGUGUGACUCGCAGUACACUGCAUACUACCCAAGUUGUGUUUCUGAGGUCUGAAAUAAUUUUGUCCGAGUAUAGAUGGACGUGCGAGUGAAAGUUGUGUAGUCAUACAUACCUAACAUCACAUAGCAAAUUUUCCUUUGUGCUCGAUAAUGCAGUAGGAUUGUUGCUACCAUAGCGGACUCAAAAGGAUAUGCUUUUUUGUUGGAUAGAAGAAAUUGUUUCGUGGAGUGAGAAAGUAAUUCGUAUUAAAGAGAAUGACUGUAAGAUGAAUACGACUGGAAUAUUUGAUUGCGGCCUAUGAACCUUAUCUUGGCGAUUAUGGAGAGCACUGAAAUGCCAGAAUUUCUGCACAGAGGUAGCAUGGAUGAUGGCAAUAGUGACGCAGCUGGUCUGAGGGCUAUCUCAGAUGAUGAAUCUCUCCCUGUUGAGGAUUCUAACAGGGAUAUCUCUCUGAGGAAAAAUGCCUAUGAACAGAAGUGUGGUAUUAAUGUAAUUAUGCAUACAGAUGACAAUAACAGUGACAGUGAAAUAUCUACUAGUAAUUUCUCUCCACACAAUGAAGUUGUAAACGGAGUUUCGGAACUAUCAAAAGAUGGAAUAUCAGAAGAAGAAUCUAAAGAUGCCCAUUUUAAUGUAGAGCCAAGAAAUGGAGUGAACAAAGAUGAGGAUUCUAUUGAUGAUUUUUGUGAUGUUGGUGCAGAGUUCUCUUCCCAAGAUUUUGUUCCAAAAUCUCUAGGAUUGAAGGAUGAAAUAUCAGAAAGUGAGGAUGGUGGUGAUGGCGAUGGUGAUGGUCCUAUUGCUGCUUUAAAGUACACUGUUUCAGAUGAAGCAACAGGUGAUGGUCUGGAUGAAGAUAGUAGUAAUCCAAAAAUAAAUGUAAUUCAAGAAAAUGCAGUGACAAAUGAGCAGGACAAGAUGGAAAAGAAAUUGUGUUCCAGUGAGGCAUCAAAAAGUGGAUUGUGUGAUGAUUAUUGCGCUGAUGGUGGUGAUGAAAAUAAUGACUGUCAAAGGAGGAAUAAGACAGAAAAGACCACAAAACCUUCAAUUGUAGAAGACUAUCUCUCGGAUGAAAAUUCAUCAGACAAAGAAACUUCUAAAGUUGUCUCUGAUGAUGAAAGUGGUGGAGGCAAAUUAGAAGACGGACAGUUUAAAGGAAUAUCCAGUGAGACUUCUUCUGAAGAUGAGACUGCCAAGGGAGGUACAUCUGCAGAUGGAAAAUUACACGAAAUUGAGAGGGAUACUUCUGAAGAUGAUGAUCCUAAAGAGGCUAUAAGAGAAGGUAAACAGCUAAAAGAAAUCUCAGAAGACAAUUCUUCUGAAGGUGGAUCUGCUGUUGGAGACACAUUAGAUGAUGAUUAUGGCACCGAAAAAUGUAAUGCAUCUUCUGAACACAAUAAUGAUGAAAUUUCAGAAGAUGAGAGCAUAAAAAGCAAUUUCGGAGUAAGAGAAGAUUCCUUGGAGAGGAAAACUUCGUCUUAUGGUGACUUGCAGCGCAGUUCUGCAGAAGAGUAUGAAAAGAGUGAUGGUUCAGGUAAUGAGAGUGAUGGUGAUUCAUCAGAUUAUUCCAGCCCCCACGAGAAUGAUUCCUAUGGCUUUGACGAGCAUGUGAAACCCUCAGGAGACGAACAUAUUUCUUCAUCUGACAGUGAAUCAUUUGAUGAAGCUUCUAUGAUAGAUUUUGAAGAGAAGUCUUCUCGUAGUCAUGACUUCAAACAUCAGACAACAGAGUGCAGUUUGUCUCCAAACAGACAUAAAUAUAUGGAUGUCAGGAAAGGCAAAACUGAAACUUUUAGUGAAGCUUCAUAUGAUGAUAAAGCUGUGAACAGUGGUUCAGAAGAUGUAAAAUCCCACAUGCAUCUUUCACAGGAUGGGAGUUGUGAGGCAAAUGAUGGGGAGACUGAAACAAAUAAUGAUGAAUGUAGGAGAGGCAUUCAGGCAACAGUUGCUGCUGAAGAUGAGAGUUCUAACGUGGUAACCUCUGAUAACAUGAGAGAACAAAUAAGACGAAAUGAAAGGGGCACAUUUCAGACAGACACAGAAAUGUUGGGUUGUUCCUCCACUGUAGGUAAAGGGGAUGAGAAUUAUGUUGAUAUGUCUCCUUCUAAUAAGGAUAAAAAAUGUGAAAUUUCAGAAGAGGAAGGCUCUGAAGUUGCAGCUAACCUCGGCGAAGAAUCAAAGACUUUAUCUGAGACAGAGCUCCAUGGUGAGAGUGUACUUGAAUGUGAAGAUAAGGAAGAAGCACCGGGUUUAAAUGAAGGAAGAAGCAUUGGAAAUCAGACUUAUGAAAAUGUUUUAAAGGAGAAUAUGUGUGAAAAUUCCUUCACCAGAAAACCAGAAAAUGAAAAUGAUAAUUGUCAGAUCAGUUAUGAAGAAAAGUCAUUAAAGCCUGAAGAUGAAUCAGUAAAAUUAGAAGAUUUUAACUGUCUUUCCAAAGAUAAAGAUAAAUCUUCAGAACAUGAACAAUUGAAACAUGAAGACAACAGAACUAAUAGUGAUAGUGAAGAAAAUAAUGUACAACGUAAGGGUACUGAUGGAACUGGAGAUACAUUGUCUUCUGUAUUUAAUGUUUCAGAUGAUGACAGAAACACAGACAGCCCUUGUCAAAUUUUGGACGAUAAUGAAGAGAAGGAUGCAGGUUUGGAAGAUCUUAAUCUGUCAAUUGUACCACAGGAUAAUUAUUCAGAUGACGGAUGUAGUUCACAGGUUCAAGUGGAAAAUAUUAAAAAUGUUGCAUGGAAUGAUGAUGGUGGUGAUCUGUUUAGCUCUGGUGUUGAGUCUGUGGCAAAUAAUGAGUCAGACAACAGUGUCAGAAAUUUAGCAUCCCUUGAUGAGAUACGUGAGACUGAGACCUCAGAAGAUAUAAAUGCAGAUGAACACAAAAGAAAAGAAAAAGGUGAAAUUAUUGAUGAUAAUGGCAAACUGUUCGAACGACAAAAAGAGACUAAAAGAGUUGCAGUUCAAGAGCAUGGAGAGGAAUGCGAAGCAACUCAAAGUUUAGUUUAUGUUGAAAGCAAGGAAAGUGAUACAGGAAGUAGAGAAACUCAGAAUAGGGAAGUUAAUUUUAAAGGAAGUAAUAGUAAUGCUCUGUCUGACUUGCAAAUGGAUUCACUGUGUACUGAAAGCAGCAGAACCAUUUCACUUGAAGAAAAAGCAGCAGGGGUUCUGUCCUGCAGUCAGCAUGAUAGUUUGGUAACUGACAAGGAGACGAUAUUUGUUGAAGAUAGUGUUGCUGUGGCAUUAGAUCGUCAUCAAAUGCCAUCUGCAUCUCAUUUAGCAGUUUCUGAUUUGAAAGAUAAAGCUGAUGUGGGGGAAAUGGAUUCUGGCCUUAUAUGUUCUGAGACGUGUGAAUCUGAAGCUGAUAAUUCACAGAGAAAUUUAUUAGGAAAUGAUAAGCCAGAAAAUUAUUCUGCCGAUAGCACUGGCAAUAUAUCUUGUGAGACAGAUGAAUCUGAUGCAGAUGAAUCAAAGAAAAGUUUAUUAGGAAGUGAUAACCCAGAAAAUGUGCCUGAAGUUGUGCCUCCAAACACAGUUGAAAGGCAAGUGGUACACUUUGUCCCUAUUAAAUCAAAUACUCCAGAUCAUAUGAAAAAUGAUGACACAGUUAAUGACAGGAAGUUUUGUUCAGACGACACUAAAUUAGAGGAUGCCAGACAGGAAGAUGAGAAAGAGGAGCAGCAUGUGCAGGAGGUGGAGGUGGAGGAAGAGGAAGAGGAGGUGGCGGAGGAGGAGGAGGAGCAGGUGGACAAGGAGGAACAGGUUGAGGUUGAGGAGGAGGAGGAGGAGCAGGUUGAGGAGGAGCAGCAGGUUGAGGAGGAGCAGCAGGUUGAGGAGGAGCAGCAGGUUGAGGAGGAGCAGCAGGUUGAGGAGGAGCAGCAGAUUGCAGGGGAGCAGCAGCAGAUUGCAGGGGAGCAGGAGCAGAUUGCAGAGGAGGAGCAGAUUGCAGGGGAGGAGCAGAUUGCAGGGGAGGAGCAGAUUGCAGGGGAGGAGCAGAUUGCAGGGGAGGAGCAGAUUGCCGAGGAGCAGCAGCAGAUUGCCGAGGAGCAGCAGCAGAUUGCCGAGGAGCAGCAGCAGAUUGCCGAGGAGCAGCAGCAGAUUGCCGAGGAGGAGCAGCAGAUUGCCGAGGAGGAGCAGCAGAUUGCCGAGGAGGAGCAGCAGAUUGCCGAGGAGGAGCAGCAGAUUGCCGAGGAGGAGCAGCAGAUUGCCGAGGAGGAGCAGCAGACUGCCGAGGAGGAGCAGCAGACUGCCGAGGAGGAGCAGCAGAUUUCCGAGGAGGAGCAAGUGGAGGAAGAACAGGUGGAGGAGGAGCAGCUGGAGGAAGAGCAGGCGGAGAAGCAGCAGGCGGAGGAGGAGCAGGUGGAUGAGGAGCAGGCAGAGGAGGAGCAGCUGGGGGAAGAGCAGAGGGAGAAGCAGCAUGUGGAUGAGGAGCAGGCGGAGGAGGAGCAGCUGGAGAAGCAGCAGGUGGACGAGGAGCAGGCAGAGGAGGAGCAGGCAGAGGAGGAGCAGCUGGAGGAAGAGCAGGCGGAAAAGCAGCAGGUGGAUAAGGAGCAGGUGGAGGAUGUGGAGGAGGAGCAGAAGGUGGAGGAGGAGGAGGAGGAGGAGGAGGAGAUAAGAAAUGAAGAAACAAAGGUUGGAGAUGAGCCAGCUGCCACUACCCAUCACGAAUGUGACAAUGCAUCAAAUUCAUGUCCUCAGAAUCCUGUGGAAGAGUCUGUACAGAAGGAUUUUAUCCCUCACACUUCUAAAGACAAUUUAUCUCAUGAGGAAAUGUCACCCUGCACAGAGAUUUCAACUGAUCCUGCACAUGAAACAUCUGGUCUUCGUGUUGAAUGUGAAGCAGAAUUAAUCCAAGAAGAGAGUACAAAUGUAAAUGAAAAAAUAAUUAUUGGACAAAUUUCAAAGGAUACGGCUUCCGACUCUGCUGCUGAAAAAUCAGAAAAUGUUGACAUUUGUCAAAAGCGUUCCAAAGAUGAAACAAUAGAUCACAUUGAGGAUGCGAAAGUAAGAGAAAGUGAGGAAACUAUAUCAGUAAAAAAUGGAAAUGGGCUAGAAAUAGCAGCUGAAAAUGUAGCUAGUGAGUGCUUAACUGGAGUCCAUGAUAUAUCAGCUGAUGUGGGCAUUCAAUCAGAAUGUGCUGAAAAGCCAACUAAAAUAGAAUUGCCAUUGACUAAUGGCACCGAUUGUCAGCAAAUGGUAGAAGGUGAUGCUAUGGAGACAUGUGAUUUAACAGAUACACACACAGAACAGAGAAAAUCACACCAGGGAAAUAUAGUGAAUGAUAUACAGUCAGAACAAAUAGUGAAGAAGGCCAGCAUAUUGGAAAAUGAAACUGCAACUGAUUAUGUGUCUCAUGGAGACCAAGUAAAUAAUGAUUCGAGAAAGCGGAAACUGUCUUCAUCACCAGAAGAUGAGCCCAUUUUGAAAGAGGGUUGCAGUCUUCAGUUCAAAGGCUUUAAGAAACGUAUACUAGCACAAGCUUCCUUGGAAGUAGCUGAUGAACAGAUGCACCACCAGCAACAGACACUACCAAAGCCUGAAGAGCUGCAGCCAGACUUGGUAGAUUCGUUUAGCACUCCACUCACAGAGUACGCACAAUAUCUUGGAUUGCAGCCAAUUGUAAAGUUCAAAUGUUAUCUCUGUGGAGAAACUGGCUUUCCAUCGAUCUUGUCAUUACAGGAGCACCAGUGUAGCUGUCUAAAGACCUCAGGAACAAGACCAGUCCUCCAGCAGCCUGCAGUACCAGACAUGGUAACAGCAGAAGGGGAGUGUCCUACUGUUGGAAUGGCAGCAGCUACAGCUGCAGACCCAGCUGAUGUUUCUGGAACACCUUCAACAAACUUUAGAAUCUCACGCAAAGUGUAUCUCUGCUCUGUUUGUGGUACAUACUACGAAAAUUGGAAUCUUUUUCUUCAUAUGAAGGAGAUGCACCGGCGAUUCAUCUGCCUUUUCUGCUUGGCAAUGUUUACUGAUGCUGGAAUGUUGGCCACCCAUCUCUCUGGAGAGCAUUCAGUGACUGAUCGCUUGUAUGACACACAGGAAGGUUUUCGUGCAGAAAUCGCAGAUGAAGCAUGCUUUCUUGUCUGUUGUGAUUGUGAAAGAAUUUUUGCUCAUACUGAUAAUUUCUAUGAGCAUGUUUGCCCGACACCACCAUCUGUUGAAAAACACCUGCAGCACCAGCAACCACAAGACCCAAAACAGCUGCAGAAGCAUCGGCGACAACAACAAAAACAGAAGCAACUUGAACAAAGUAACCAGCAUAUACAAGGAAUGUGUUCUCUGUGUGGAUUGCGUGGAGCUCACUUUCCAACAUGCCGCCGGGCUUCAUCCAACAGUAAUGCCCUUACUACUCUUGUGGAUGGUUCUGGGGCUGUUACGGAACUAUCACCUCUAGAUGGUGAGCAUCAGUCAGAGAGACAACCAGUUACAAAGACAGACACAAUAAGGAAACGCUCUGGGAAGGGGAAAGUAACUUCAAAGACACUUCCAAGUGGAGACGUUGAAGCAGAAGCAGAUGGAGAUGAAGAUUAUGAUAUUAGUCAUGCAGCAAGUUUCUGUCAGAUCAACAUUCAUGAAACACCAGCAGAUAAACCUAAAGCUUCUGACCAAAGCUCAUCAUUGACACCAGUGCCAAAGAUGACACUUAAGACAAAAAAUAUAACCACAGCUGUUCCUUCAAAUAACAGUGUCACAAAGAAAAAUUUUGUGUCAGUGGUGAAGCAAGAAUAUGAUACAUCUGGAAUUCACCGUAAAUUAGAAGAGACUCCUGUACAAGAGUCCCAAAGACCAAAAAAGACUACAGAAUCUACAACAGUGGCAAACAUCAAGUCAGGAAAGCGUGGUGCGUCCUGUUCACCUGUGCCCACAUCUGAAGGGAAGAAACCGAAAUUCGAUCAGUUAAAAGAUCAAAUAAAGGUACCUGACGAAGGCACUGAGGAACCUAGAGUCCAAACUUCGAGUCCAGUCCCAGAGUCAGAUAGCUCAAGCAGCCACAGCCAAGACUCUGAUCGUUUGCACAUAAAUACACAGGAAUCAGAAAGUGUUGAUGGGCAAAGUUGUGCAGAUGAAGAUGAUGCAGCAAUGAAAGAUGCAGCAAAGGACCCUGAAGCCACUGAUGCAGAUAGAACAGAAGAAAAUUCAUCUUCUGAGAAACAGCCGACACCUGCAACUACAAAAACUGAACAUCCGAGGCAUAGAAUUUCUGAAUCUGACUCUGAAUCUUCAGGAUCACCAAAUGACAUUCCGAGCCACAAGAGUGAAGACUCAAGUUCCAGUUCAGAUGCAGAAGGGGUGUCUUCGAGUGAAGAAAGAAAACAAGACAUACCUCCAGAAGCUGAAACCAAGCAGAAAUCUGAAGAUAUGUCAGAUGAUGGGGGAGGAACAGCCGAAGAACCUGAGUCAGGUGGUGAGGAAAGUAGUAAAGAUUCACCUGCACUUGUUGUAGAUGAAGAAGCUGCUGAUGGUAAGAAGGAUAGUGGGAGUGGAACUAGUCAGCCCACCACAAUAGCUGAAGGUGGUGAAAUUCAGGUUGCUGGAGAUGAUGUCCCUGCUCUUGAGCUAACUUUGGAAGAACAACCUGAAGCUAUGACCUUACAAGCACUUGUGAAAGAAUGUGUGAGAGUGUCAUGCAACUCCUGUGUGUUCUGCAAUCAUGCAAAGAAAAUUGCAGUAAAUGGUUCACAACUCGCUCUCCAUUUACUUGCUGAGCACCGUUUUGAGCCAGUUGUUUGUACAGAUACAGCUGACCUGAAACCAGUACCUGCUGAUGGAUUCACAGCAAGGCUUAAAGAGGCUGUGCAUAAUCUCCAUGAAGCAUUCUUCAAUACUGAUUCAUAUGAUAGUACAGCUGAACUGUCAGAAGCAUCAACUGCUGAGCAGGGUGAUAGUUCUCAUGUUUAUGACCGUAGCUAUGAGUGUUUCCACUGUCAUUUUGUUACAACAUUACACAAAGAGUUAUAUGUCCAUAAUCGUAAAAUGCAUCAAAAAACAAUAUUGCUUUGUGUUAUGUGCAAAUCAAACUUCUAUAGCUACAGCGAACUAUUGUGCCACAUAUGCCCCGGUUUAUAUGCACCUGAUUCUGAUAUCUCAUUCCGCUGCUGUCUUUGCUCAGUAGACAAGUUACCUUCAGCUUUUCGAUUGAUGGUGCAUCUUCGGAAGCGCCAUCAUGCGUGUGAUGUCUGUCUGGAGGCGACAGGUGACCAACAACGUCUCUCAAACCAUGUUUGGAAACACAAGCUUCACCACUUGUGCUAUAGGUGUGGAAUUGCAUAUAGAAAUAAACCUGAUAUCACCAAGCAUCUAUUUUGGAAGCAUGGUACUGAGAGUGUGCUUUGCAAGAAGUGCUUGCAAAAAAAAUGGCCUCAUGUAUACCAUUUCUGCAUUCCUCCAACAGCAUUUAACUGUGAAGAAUGUGGUACUAGCUUUGCGCGAGCAGUUGCACUGAAGGUACAUCGUCGUCUGCAUUCUGGUGAUCGCCCUUAUACUUGUGAAGACUGUUCGGAUUCUUUUAUUUCACGCAAAUUACUGGCUCGACACCGGCGUCUAAAACAUGCACCACCUGAACCGUUACCUCCACUGCCAUCAUCACUGGAGAAUAAUGCUAGUACACAUAGUGAGCAAGAAUUUCCAGCUACAUUAGAUGCAGAGGACAGCUCCAUUAGAGAUGCUGAAACAAAUAAAAAUCAGUCAUCAUUGGAAAACAAAACAUCAGUUAAUUUAGAUAAAAGAACUGAUAACCAAAUGUCUGGUCCUGGAGAAAAAGAAAGUGAUGUUGCAGUAAAGAAAAACAAGGUUAUGGAUGUAUAUGAUCUUCCGCCAUUGAAUCUCUCUUCGGACAGUGAUGAUUCGGAUGAACCAAAUACCAAAGAGAGUAAAACUGUGACGCCUCCUCCUGCUGCUGUUUCUACUCCAGAGGUGAAAGAUUCUGAAACAGAAGUAAAACCUGAGCCACCAGUUUCUGACAAUGUUGUGGGUGAAGAGGAGGAACCAGCCCCUGUGCAAAUAAUUGAUGGUAUCUGGGAUAAUUUUAAAAACUACAAAGCAAGUCUCGAGCGCAAAGAACAAGAAGCAGCAGCUGUUGCGACGGGGUCAUACAGCACUUCGCAUGCCAUUGAAGUAAUUAUGUCAGAUCAUGACUAUUGUGUGGUUAGCAAGCCCAGUAACUUAGGAAGUGUAGAUGAUAUUGGGUCUGUUGAUGAUGCAUCUAUUGGUGGUUUAACAAGUACAGAAGGACCCAAUGUGAGUGAUAAGACAAUGGAGGGAGAUAAAGAUUCAGGAUCGAAUACAGACAGUUCACCUGAAACUAUGGAAGCCACAGACAACGGAAAUAGAUCAAAGGUUGUAGCGGCUGACAGUGGAUCUCCAGUGCCCACUAAUGUUGGAAGAUUAAGAGUAUUAGCAGGCACUGAGAAAACAUUAACACAGUUAUCAGACACAGGAAGGUUACCUGGAGGGACAACAGAGGCCACCUUGUCAGUUGCAUCCGGAACCCCACCACAACCCAGCAACCCAUCUACCACUGCAUCCUCUAAGAAGCGGACAAAACAGGCACGUAAGCGGCAGAAACGUGAAGGGGCUAGUUCGUCGUCUAGUUCCUCCAGUAGUGAUAGUGAUUCAUCUAGCUGUAGUUGUGGAACAAACUGUAGUUGUAGCAGCAGCAGUUCAAGCAGCUCAGGUUCUUCUUCAAGCAGUUCAGACUCGGAUAGUUCGACAUCAGAAGGACGCAGACGACAGGCUGCGAGACGAGAGAGGCGGCGUGAGAGGGCACGGAAGAAAGCUGCUGCUGCUGCUGCUGCAGCAGCAGCAGCAGCAGCAGCAGCAGCAGCUGCAGCUACAGCUGCAACAACAGCAGCCACUGUGGCUGCUACUUCUGGUGAAGCAACAGCAGAAGUGAGCAGAACCCCAACUGCAAAUUCUGUACCAGUUGCACCAUGUGACACAGAACGAGAACUUGCAGAUGGCGUAAUUCAUGAGUCUGAUCUCGACACGGAUGAGACUGAGACAGAUGAGGAUUUCUACGACCAGCAUCCUCAGCGACAAGCCAAUAGACUACUUGCUGAGAAAAGAAACCGCUUGAUGUUACUGGCAGCUGUUGCUCCAGCCAGCAAUGGAACUGCUCAGUUGGCACAACAACUACAAGAACUGAAUCAGCAACAGCAGCAGCAUCAGCAUCAAGAACAGCAUCAGUACCAGAGGCAAGAAGAGGUACAGCAGCAGCAGCAGCAACACCACCACCACCAUCACCACCACCACCAACAACAACAAGAAGAUGACCAACAGCAGAUACAGCAAGUGCCACCACAGCAGACAUUGCAACAGAUGCAGCCACAACAACAUGUAAGAAUAGGGUCUGGUACUGUUUCAGGAGAUUCAAGAAAAGUCAGGACCAGGAAAAGGAAGCGUGCUGUGCUUGCAGAUGCGAGAACAGGGUCAACGUCUUUAACUGCCAGUUCAGAGAUGGCUGUGCGACCUUUGGGUACAUUGCCAUCGACCACAUAUCGGGACUCAUCUGGUGUUGUCACUCAGACUCCUAUAUCUGAAAGCACUUCUGUAACGUCUACAACUUCUGCAGUUCGGACAACUGGAGGCAGUGGUUCAGAGGGUGAAAAUAAAAGACUGUCAAAGAGGCGACGUGUACCAAAGCGCUUCUAUGGAGAUUCUAGUGAUGAGGACGGGGAGACACCUGUGACACCACAACCAAAAUGGCGUAAGACUGGUAGUAGUGGUGGUGGUGGUGUUGGUGGUAGCAGUGCAUCUGUUGUUUCCGUUGGUGCCCCACAUACGCCAUCUCAUGUACCUGAACCACCGCAUCUUCCAAUCAGACAACAGGUAACAUUACCAUCAGCAGCUGCCCUUUUGUCUUCUGCUCGAAGUGUUGCUGCAGGAAGACGACCUGUCGAGACAAUGGGUCACAGUACCUCAUCAAGCUCCUCUUCAUCUUCAGGAAGUGACGAUGCAGACUCCAAUUAUGAGAGUGCUUCAGAUGGUGGAGGUGGAGGUGGUGGUGGAGGGGGUGGCAGUGGCAGUGCAGUUGGUGCUGGUGUAGGUAGUGUGACAGUUGCAAGAACAGGUGGCACUGCAGGAGCAGAGGUGGAAAACUCAGGAAAUAAGAGUGAGAACUUAUACUGUUAUUGUCAGUGUCCGUAUGAUGAGGUUUCUGAAAUGAUUGCUUGUGAUGGCAAAGACUGUCAAAUUGAAUGGUUUCACUUUGAGUGUGUGGGAAUUAUGGUACCACCUAAAGGAAAAUGGUUUUGCCCUGACUGUCGUAAGAAAUCAUCUGCCUCAAGAAGUGGUGAAUACUUGCUGCAUGCGUAGGUUUUGUGUGACAACUGAUAAAGAUUGCUUGUCUUAGAUUUGCCUGAAGUGGACCAAUUCGGGCAAGCUAAUAUUGUUGUGCAUCUGAUUUAUAUAGACGUGUGUGUGUGUGUAUGUGUGUGUGUGUGUGUGUGUGUGUGUUGUAUUGUAUUGUAAUGUAUUGAAUGUAUGUAGUCAUGAGUGGGUGUUUUUCAGCUGGAAUUUGAUGAUGCAUUUUCCAGAAAGUGGAUGGAAGUCCAAAAAGUUUUGUUAUAUACAGUAGUGUCUCAGCUAUCUGUCAUCUUGUAAAUAAUUUUAGUGUUUCUAUGUCGGAUCAAAUUUUGUUUGUUUCUUUUUUGUCCUGUCUUCAUCAAAUGUUACAGUAUUCAGUGAGUUAAAAUGAAAUUUACAGGAAUGUGUAUAUUUUAUUGAAAUGAUAAUUAAGGAUCUGACAAAUUUCCUCGUAUAUUGAGAUCAGCGUUUUUCCACUGUGUUAAGAGAAAGGAUGAAUUCAUUGUGAUAUUAUGUAUGUUCAUGUGAACACUAUUUAAAUAAUAUAAAACAUGCUUUACUGUUAACUGUGUGUAUACAAGUAUUUUUAUUUUAAAUAUUAGUCCGAAAACUUUUAUUAGUUAAGCAAGAAACUAUGCCAGAAAAUAUGAUAUGUAGAAAACACUGUACAUAUUGAAUACUUAAAUACCAUUAAUGUUGAUGUAGGUAAUAAAAAUGGUAUAUUGUAAACAUUUUA